Microplitis demolitor is the source of this 1179-nucleotide messenger RNA. RefSeq lists its product as uncharacterized. Gene Ontology annotation, molecular function: odorant binding; olfactory receptor activity. Gene Ontology annotation, cellular component: plasma membrane. The transcript has 9 exons. Gene Ontology annotation, biological process: sensory perception of smell; detection of chemical stimulus involved in sensory perception of smell. The record is from RefSeq and is a predicted model, not a curated record. Lineage: Eukaryota; Metazoa; Arthropoda; Insecta; Hymenoptera; Braconidae. Bases 1 to 1179 code for a protein of 392 amino acids.
AUGGACGUCUUUGAUAGCAUGCAUUGGAGACCAACAAAGAAACUGAUGUCUGCACUAGGUGCCUGGCCUUUCCAACCGGUCAUUCAACAAAAAAUACUCGGAUCUCUAUUUUAUUUUAUCAUACAAAGUAUUUAUGUAGUUGAGAUUUCGAAAUUAAUGGUAGUGUGGGGUAAUUUAACUGAGACACUUGACUGCUUACCGGUAUUUGUAUAUCAUUCGAUGGUGCAAAUUAAGAUGUCAAAUUGUCUAUUGAAUUUGAAAAAGGCCAAAAUUUUAUUGUCGAAAGUUAAAAGAGAUUGGGAAUCGAAUUUAGAAGAGUCCGAAAUUAAAAUUUUAUGCAAUGAUGGACGUAUUCACAAAUCAGUAAUGGAUAUCUAUUCUAGUGGUUUAUCUUCUGUCGCUGUAAUUUAUGCUGUGGUACCGCUAGUUCCAAUAUUUCUUGACAUUGUGGUUCCAUUGAAUGAAACAAGACCUAAAAUUCUGCCAUACCCUACUGAGUACUUUGUGGACAUUGAAAAUAAUUUCUAUGCACUUUACAUACAUGGAUUUAUAGUGACUCCGAUAGCUUUGUUUUAUUUUCUCGCCUUUGAUUCCCUUUACGCAGGCUUAGCUCAGCACGCAUGCAGUAUGUUCACAAUUCUCGGAAGACGCCUAGAAAAAUUGACAGCCGACCAAAAUAUUAUCAAUAUAAAAAGAAAUCCAGUAAACGAAGAAAAUGGUAUCAAGUCAUUGGUGAUUUGUAUAAAAAUGCACAAAGAGAUUUUGCGGUUUGCGCAACUUUUAGAAGAAAAUUAUAGCAAUUAUUUUUUUUUAUUACUUGGCACUAUCGUACUUGGCUUAACUGUUACCGGUUUUCAAUUUGUAGUUUUGGCAACGGAAAUUGGCGAAAAAAUACGUUGCCUUUGGUAUGGGACCGGUCAAAUUAUUCAUUUAUUUUUUUUAAGUUAUCUUGGACAACAAUUAAUAAACCACAGCGAAUAUAUCAAUGAAUCAAUAUGUGCCGCCAAGUGGUAUAACUAUCCCAAAAAAAUGAAACUUUUGAUUAUUGUAAUGCUGAUGAGAGGGAAAAUAGUGUCGACUAUCACCGCCGGUAAAAUUUACAUUAUGUCAGUUGAAAACUUUAGCUCCGUAAUGAAGACUUCGAUGUCAUAUUUUACUGUUCUUACAUCCGUACAGUAA